UUUUUAUUUAUAAAGUAGUUUAAUCACAAAGGCAAACAGAGUUUGCCGUGUUUUAUUUUUUUCUUAAUAAAAAAAUAGUAAAAAUGGAAGAAAAUUGGCAAGAUACGGACGAAGAUUGGCGGGACUCGCCCUUUUUUGUCGUUCUCUACGAGUAUGCUGUAAAGAAUGCCGGCAUACCUUCGGAUAUGGGAACACUAAUCGCCUAUGUACUGCUCUUUUUCGUCACUUGGUACGUAGUGGUCUGGGCGGCACGCUUCAUUCUGUCGCUCAUCUGGCCUGUGGUCUUCUGUGUAUCGGCGGUAUUCCUGUUUCGUUUUCUGCGCUCAUAUGACCAGGAAGAUCUGCUGGACAUGUUGUUCCAGGGCAUAACCCUGAUUGCGGAUAAAAUAGUUUUGAUUUUGUCACAGGUACUAGGGUUUGUUUUAGGCUUUUUGCGCUGAUGUAUAACAAUUGUAAGCAUUCCAAAUUCUUAUAGAUGCGUUAGGUUAUUGUCAUUUAUUUAUUGUAAAUAUUUGCUCAAAAUUUAAAAUAUUUAAAACUGUAAAUAUAUUUUGCCCUACUAAAGGGUUUGUUAUGGUAUUUUGUGUUGGAAUAAUAUUUUGGUCGCUCUACGCUAGAUAUGGUCACACUAGAAGCCCGGCAAAGCCUGAUAGUUUUAUUAACAUUAAGUAGCAAACUGUUUUGAAAAAGAGAUUUUUUUAUGGUGCCUUGAAACCGUCGUCGAUCCGCAUCGCUUGGACAAAUUUAGCGACACUUGUAGCAGCAUAUAAAAUUCUUUUCUUGUAGAAUGCCAAUCAUACGCUUGGAGUCUUCCGAUAAGGAAAUUUUUGACACAGACAUUGAAAUCGCCAAAUGUUCGGAAACUAUUAAAACUGCACUCGAAGAUUUGGGCGAUGAAAGCGAUAAUAGUGUGUUACCUCUGCCGAAUGUGAACUCGGCUAUUCUACGCAAGGUGCUCCAUUGGGCUACCUAUCACGCCCAGGACGAUCCACAGCAGCCGCAGGAGGAUGAAAAUAAAGAGAAACGCACCGACGACAUUUCAUCUUGGGAUGCUGAUUUCCUAAAAGUCGACCAGGGUACCUUAUUCGAGCUUAUUUUGGCGGCCAAUUAUUUAAACAUCCAAGGACUACUGGAUGUUACCUGCAAAACCUGCGCCAAUAUGAUCAAAGGUAAAUCGCUUCAGGACAUACGCGAGACAUUUGCCAUAGCCAACGACUUUUCCCCAUCAGAGGAGGAGCAGGUGCGCAAAGAGAAUGAAUGGUGCGAAGAGAAGUAAAAGUAGAAAGUGGUCAAUAUACGAUUAAGUUGAUUGUAUGACUGUG
Drosophila hydei is the source of this 1322-nucleotide messenger RNA. RefSeq names its product S-phase kinase-associated protein 1. The record is from RefSeq and is a predicted model, not a curated record. The transcript has 3 exons. NCBI's taxonomy places the organism in Eukaryota, Metazoa, Arthropoda, Insecta, Diptera, Drosophilidae. Gene Ontology annotation, molecular function: cullin family protein binding. The coding region runs from base 788 to 1276 and encodes 162 amino acids. Gene Ontology annotation, cellular component: nucleus; cytoplasm. Gene Ontology annotation, biological process: SCF-dependent proteasomal ubiquitin-dependent protein catabolic process.